AUGACACUGGAUGAGCUCGAAGCAUUUAUCGAGGCCAUCGAAGUCUACCGCGACUGCACCAACGUCACGUCAUCGUCAUCAACGACGAGCACGCGCUACCUACGCGGCCUGCCGAUGCUGCUGGCUAUAUCAGACUUCUUGCUGGGUGUAUUCUGUCUACCUUUCACACUAGUCGGUCAGAUAUACAGACGGUUCUUGUUUGGAGCACUCAUGUGCAAACUGAUCCCAUUUCUACAAGCGGUGUCCGUGUCAGUGGACGUGUGGACGUUAGUUGCGAUAUCUCUGGAGAGGUACUUCGCGAUCUGUCGACCUCUAAAGUCCAGAAAAUGGCAGACACAGUGCCACGCCUACAAAAUGAUUGCCAUGGUCUGGAUCCUGUCCAUCGUUCUAAAUUCUCCAAUCCUGAUCGUCUCAGAUCUUCAGCCUAUGAGGGGCAAUGCCUUCAAAUGCAGAGAAGUCUGGACAAGUCUAGAAUUGGAACGGGCCUUCAAUCUUGGACUGGACGCCGGUCUUCUGCUAAUACCAAUCUUCAUCAUGUCAUUUGCCUACUCCUUGAUCGUCACCAAACUGUGGCGAGGAAUGCGCCAUGAGAUACAACACAACUUCAAGUGGCAAAGACAUUGCUUUUCAUAG
Molecule: messenger RNA, 633 nt
Organism: Spodoptera littoralis (African cotton leafworm)
Lineage: Eukaryota; Metazoa; Arthropoda; Insecta; Lepidoptera; Noctuidae
Source: the annotation of a GenBank genome assembly